Molecule: messenger RNA, 1383 nt
Organism: Seminavis robusta
Lineage: Eukaryota; Bacillariophyta; Bacillariophyceae; Naviculales; Naviculaceae
Source: the annotation of a GenBank genome assembly
AUGUCAAUGCAGCAACGGUUAGACGGGUUGCAGCAGCAUCACCAUCCUCGUCCUCGGCACGAAGACGAUGAUGACGAGGCGUCUCUGCCGCCUGUUCCUUCGAGGAACUCGAGUGUCGUUCUGGCUCCGCCUCCACCUCCUCCCCUGGGUCCAGAACCAAGUUACGAAACACAACUGCUUCUGAGCGACAUGUUCUCUCAUCAGGCUACCCUCCGAAACUACGAUCCGGACUCGAUUCAAGCCGUCAUGAUGGCCCUCGAUGAGGCAAGAUAUAUGGAAGAACGACGGUUGAUGUACAACGAAGAAGCCUCCUUAGCUCUCGCUCAGAUGAUGGUACGAGAUGACGGAGACGACGACAGCUCAGAGCACGAUAAUCAGCGAGAACACCUAAGUCUUCGACCAUUAUCUCCUCCUCCUCCGCCGCCGCCGCCGCCACCACCACCUCCUCCUCCUCCUCCUGAAGCUCCCAUGAUGAGACGAGAUCACAGCAGCAGCGGAGAGAGCAGUACCUCAGGAGAAAACUCGUACCAUUUUCAUCCAAUCUACAACAGCCAAAACCCGCUUCACAACGACAAUAGUUCCAAUGACAUGAUGGGAAUGCCCACCAUGGAAGAACUAGCAGGACAACACAUAGAGAGCAUCAUGCCUCUUCCCCCACAACACCAACUGCAAUAUCAACUGCAACAGCAACUACAAUAUCAGCAGCUACAGCAACAACACUAUCAACAACAACAACAAAUUCAAUAUGGAGUUGAUUGCGGGAGUACCACCACCAGUGGUGACUGUGGCACUACCACUAGUGGUGACGGUGGAGCCUCUUCCAGUGGUGGUGACGGCGGUGGUGGUAAUAGUACGGGUAGCAAUGGCCACGACGAAGAGCUACGUCAAAUCAAAAACGAAGUACGCAAGCUCAGCACACUGCAACAACAGGAACAGCAAGAGCAGCAACCCUUCAAGUCCUCCAGCUCUUCCACGGGGUCUCUUUCGCCCAAGUUAUCCUCGGAUUCUCAAAAGAAAAUGGCAGCAAUACCUCCUGAUGCAGCCAAACAGGUUCCCGUGGGGGUACCUGAUGAUGGAGUCGAAGUCGUGGAUGUAGAGGCAACAACAACUCCCAACAACGACGACAACAACAAUAACGACGAUGAGACGAAGAAAAAGGACAAGAAGAAAAAGAAGAAGAAAAAGAAAAACCGAGAGUGCCUCAUCUGCCAACGAACUACUCUCGAGUGCAAGAUGCGAAUGCGCAAGCUCACGUGUGGUCAUCACUUUUGCUCCUCCUGUAUUGAUAGGUGGCUAUCCACCAAAGAUACGUGUCCGUAUUGCAGACAACAAGUCAAAAAAGCGCUCGCACGGCAACGGUCCUUUGGGGCUGUCACGGCUUGA